CUAUCCGUUUUAUUGGGGCUGUGGACAACGGUUAAUGUCGGCGGCCGUGGCGCCUUCUCCGUCGUUAGCUCUUCAGAAGCAUGAGGAGUGCCGGGAUGAUCGGUUCGCUGUCGACAUCUGCUGCCGCGGCCUCGGCCACGUCGGCCACCUGGGCGUCGACGACGUCGGUGUCUACGUCGGGGAAGAGGAUUCAUAGGGAAAUGGCUGAGCUGAACGUGGACCCUCCCCCCGAUUGUUCCGCCGGCCCCAAGGGCGACAAUCUCUACCAUUGGGUCUCCACUAUCAUCGGCCCCCCGGGGACACCUUAUGAAGGAGGCAUCUUUUUUCUCGACAUUACUUUUCCCUGCGAUUAUCCAUUCAAACCACCAAAGGUAGUGUUCAAAACUCGAAUCUUCCACUGCAGUGUAGAUUCUUCGGGGAAUCUCAGCUUGGACAUCUUGAAGGACGGAUGGAGCCCGGCUCUAACGAUCACCAAGAUCCUCCUCGCCAUCAGAUCAAUCUUCACGAACCCCGAUCCCUAUAAACCUCUUGUCCCGGGCAUUGCUUGUCUGUAUUUGGCGGACAGAGAAAAGCACGAUCAACUAGCUGCAGAGUGGACAUUGAGAUUCGCCAAGUAAAGCCCGAUGCAGGAUGCAUAUAUACUCAUAGAAUGAUGAAAUAUCAACCCAAAUUCAGAGAAUCAGAUUUCUGCUGCCAGUGGUUCUUCUUGGGUGCACAAAAACCUUUGUGCUGUGCUCAUGGUAACAAAGAAUACACUAUAGGUGUUUAUGAACUGUUUCCAUGCAGACCGUGAUUUAGCCAUAUUAGGUUAGAUCUGGUGUAAGCUCAAUAAUGGCAAUUCUUGUCAGCAGUAAACUCUUCUCGUGGAAAAACAUAUAAGUGCGUUGAGUGGACGAGGAAAUGUAGCAGUGGAACACCGAUAGCACGGGUCUGUACUGCUGUAACAUACAGAACUGGAAUGGAAAUUCUGGAUUAUACUGCGACGUAA
Molecule: messenger RNA, 988 nt
Organism: Punica granatum (pomegranate)
Lineage: Eukaryota; Viridiplantae; Streptophyta; Magnoliopsida; Myrtales; Lythraceae
Source: RefSeq, a predicted model, not a curated record